This is a messenger RNA of Abrus precatorius (Indian licorice), 2604 nucleotides long. RefSeq names its product pentatricopeptide repeat-containing protein At3g54980, mitochondrial-like. NCBI's taxonomy places the organism in Eukaryota, Viridiplantae, Streptophyta, Magnoliopsida, Fabales, Fabaceae. The transcript is spliced from 2 exons. The record is from RefSeq and is a predicted model, not a curated record. The coding region runs from base 1 to 2463 and encodes 820 amino acids. Gene Ontology annotation, molecular function: protein binding.
AUGCUACGUUUUAAAAUGUUUCCCAACUCCCUGACCUCAAUUCCUCUGAAGAACCUUCACCUUUUCACACGACACUCCUCAGAAGCCCUUUCCACCACAAACACGCCAAUAUCAAACUCCGAACCCAUUUCGAAUCUGUCGCGAGAUCAUGUCUUGGAGACCCUCUUGAGCCACAAGGCCCACCCCAAAUCCGCUUUGUUGUUUUUCAAAGGAGUUGAGAGAAAACAGGGAUUUCUGAAAACCGUUGACGUUCUCUGUUUGUUGCUUCAGAUUCUUGCUUCUUGUCCUGACACUUAUGAAGAUGCUAAGUAUUUGCUCAAUAACUAUGUCUUUGGAGAUUCAGCUCCUGCUGCAAGGGUGCUUGUGGAACACUUGGUGGAGUGUGCGGAAAGGUACCGUUUUGAAUCUGAUUCGCGGGUUUUCAAUUAUCUGUUGAAUAGUUAUGUUAGAGCUAAUAAGAUCAGAGAGGCUGUUGAGUGUUUUAGAACCAUGUUAGAUCAUGAUGUGCUCCCCUGGGUUUCAAUCAUGAACAUACUUUUGACUGCAAUGGUUAGGAGAAAAAUGGUCGACGAUGUGCGCAGCGUGUAUGAUGAAAUGUCUGAGAGAAAAAUCUUUGGUAAUCGCUAUACCCUGCAUGCUUUAAUGCGCGCCUGUUUGAAAGGAGGGAUGUUUGAGGAGGCUGAGAGGCAUUUCAGAGAGGCUACUUGUAGAGGGUUGGAACUUGAUGCAGCUGCGUAUAGUAUUGUCAUUCAGGCUGCUUGUAAGAGGCCGAAAUUUAGUUUGGCUUGUAAGCUGUUGAAGGAGAUGAGAGAGUUGGGCUGGGUGCCAUCAGAGGGUACAUAUACGUCUGUGAUUGGUGCUUGUGUCAAGCAGGGAAAUUUUGUGGAGGCGUUGAGGCUUAAGGAUGAGAUGGUGAAUAGCGGUAUGCCUGUGAACGUAAUUGUUGCAACAAGCUUGAUGAAAGGGCAUUGUAAGCAAGGGGAUGUGAAUAGUGCAUUGCAGUUGUUUGAUGAGAUUGUUGAGGCUGGGGUUACUCCCAAUGUGGCUAUUUUCUCAGUUUUGAUAGACUGUUGCUCUAAGAUUGGGAAUAUGGACAAGGCAAACGAACUUUACACUAGGAUGAAACUCAUGAACAUCCAACCCACUGGCUUUAUUAUAAAUUCUCUGUUAAAAGGGUUCCAGAAACAGAAUUUGCUAGAAAAUGCAUAUAGAUUGCUUGAAGAGGCAGUUGAUAAUGGAAUUGCUGAUGUUGUGUCAUAUAACAUUCUUUUACAUGGACUCUGUGAAUUGGGUAAGGUUAAUGAGGCUUGUCAUCUGUGGGACAAGAUGAUUGGUAAGGGUAUUGCACCUUCGCUGGUUUCUUACAACAACAUGAUACUUGGUCACUGCAGAAAAGGAUGCAUGGAUGAUGCAAAUAGUGUGAUGAAUUGUAUUCUCAAAAGUGGUUUAAAACCGAAUGCCAUUACGUACACUAUUUUGAUGGAUGGAUUUUUCAUAAAGGGUGAUUGUGAGCGUGCAUUUAAUGUGUUUGAGCAAAUGGUGGCUGCAAAUAUUGCUUCCACAGAUUUCACAUUUAACACCAUUAUAAAAGGCUUGUGUAAAGUUGGCCGGGUUUCUGAGACAAAGGAUAAGUUGAAUGCUUUUGUCGAGCAGGGUUUUAUUCCCACUACUAUGACAUAUAAUUGCAUCAUAGAUGGAUUUAUGAAGGAAGGUGCAAUUGAUUCUGCAGUGUCUGCCUACAAGAAGAUGUGUGAGAGUGGAAUUUUGCCAAAUGUUAUCACUUACACUACUUUGAUUAAAGGAUUUUUCAAAAGUAACAAGAUUGAUCUUGCUUUGAAAAUGCACAAUGAGAUGAAAAACAAGGGUUUGGAAUUGGAUAUUAUUGCAUAUAGUGUUCUAAUUAAUGGUUUCUGCAAAAUGAAAGACAUGGAAAAUGCAUGCAAAUUCUUCUCUGAACUUAUGGAUGUUGGUUUGACUCCAAACGCAAUUGUUUAUAACAGCAUGAUUAGUGGCUUUAGAAAAUUGGAUAAUAUGGAAGCAGCACUUAACUUGCACAAGAAAAUGGCAAAGAUUCCAUGUGAUUUACAAAUAUACACCUCACUGAUUGGUGGACUUUUAAAAGAGGGAAAAUUGAGUUUUGCUUUAGAUCUUUACUCAGAGAUGCUUUCCAGCGGUGUUGUGCCUGAUAUCUUCUUCUACGCUGUUCUGAUAAAUGGACUCUGUAACCAUGGAUCACUAGAAAAAGCAGGCAAGAUUCUUAAGGAAAUGAAUGGGAAUAAUAUUACUCCUACUGUUCUUGUUUAUAACACUUUAAUUGCCGGCCACUUUAGGGAGGGAAAUCUUCAAGAGGCUUUUAGACUGCAUGAUGAGAUGCUUGAUAAAGGUCUAAUGCCUGACAACACUACAUUUGAUAUUCUGGUAAAUGGAAAGUUAAAGAGAACCUAUACUCCAGUUCAAGAGUGAUUCACACAAAAAGAUUAUGUAACAUUCAGCUUAAGAAUUCCUCUGCAAAUGAGUCUUUCAGAAAGUUAUUGAAUGGUUUCAAAUCGAUCUCAACUUCCAUUGUUGAUGAAAUUUCCUUGGCAAUUUCAUCAUGAUUUCUUU